AAAAAAAGGGAUCAACGAACAAAGUCGUUGAUAUGUAAACAAAAGGAAAAAUCAGGAUUCGGGUGGGUGGAAAAGUUAGAGCCCCAAAGGUGGAAAACCUACCAGCUGUUUUGGUGGGUUCAAGGGAACCCGUAGUGCGUCAUCCCGAAUGCAACAGUUCCAUCGAUAAGGGAUUGUGUGUGUGCUUGUGAUGAGUGGAGCGUAAUCUCGUCGCCCGCAAGUCGAGUCAUGUUUUCCGUCUUCAAGAAGCUAGCCAACAAAAACGAUGGCCCGACCGUGUCGAUACCGGAGUCCGUUGGCCAGACGAUGUCGGAUUCGCUUAAGAAGCGAUUUUCCCGUGGCGUCCAGUACAACAUGAAAGUCGUGAUCAAGGGCGAUCGGAACGUGGGCAAAUCGUGUCUGCUGGAGCGGCUGCAGGGCAAAGCCUUCAUCGAGCAGUACACGCCGACGGAGCAGAUCCAGGUCGCCAGCAUCCAGUGGUCGUUCAAGGCGACGGACGACGUGGUCAAGGUGGAGGUGUGGGACGUGGUGGACCGUGGGAAAUCGAAGCAGAAGAGCACGAACCUGAAGCUGACGACGGCCGGCGCAGGUGCGGAACCCGACAUUCCCGUGCUGGACGCCGAGUUUCUCGACGUGUACAAGGGCACCCACUGUGUGGUGAUGGUGAUGGACAUUACGAAGGCGUGGACGUUCGAUUACGUGUGCCGGGAGCUGCCCAAGGUGCCGACCGACAUUCCGGUGCUGCUGCUCGGCAAUCACUGUGAUAUGGGACACCAUCGCGUGAUUACGGCGGAACAGGUGCACGGGUUCGUCGAGACGGCCAGCCAGGAGCGGAAGGCGGAAAUCGUGUACGGGGACAGCUCGAUGCGCAACGGGUUCGGGCUGCGGCUGCUGCACAAGUUCUUCGGCAUUCCUUUCCUCUACCUGCAGAAGAGUGCCCUCGAGGCGUCGCUGAGGAAAAACGCACAGGAUCUCGACAUCUGCCGGCUGGAGAUCGAUGAAUAUCAGAAAUCCGACGACUCCGACUACGGACGCUUUCUGGAUAAUCUGAUCAGCAAAAAGAAGGCACGCGAAAGCACCGUCAGCCACCCUACCAGCCCGACCGUUCCAUCCGUGAUUCGACCGACGAAAAGCAUCAUCCUUGGCGGUGGACAUCCCAUCAUCGUGCCCGAUCGGAACUCACAUCUGGCGGUCGCUUCAACGACGACCGUCAACACGGCCAAGCUCAAUCCCCAGCGGCAGCAGGAACAGGCGCCGGCCCGCAGCGCCACCAUGGCCACACUGUCGUCCGAUGCGGGCUUUGGCAAGAUCGACAAUGUGGAUGAGUUUUGUCCGGACGGUGGUGUGCUGGACAAGUCGUUCCUGGAGGACACGGUGGAUACGGCGGGACGCCACGUCACGUCACCGCCGCCAGCGAUCGAAAGCGAUGAAGACGAGGACGAUCGUCACAAUCCGCUCGUGUCGAGAUUCGAUGAGGAAGAUCCUGGUGGAGUUGAUCCGCCCGAUGAACCGGCAGAAGAGCCAAGGGCAGGCAGCAAGGUGACGAAUCCUCUCCGAAGCGAACCAGAACGCUCCUCACCACCGGUGCUCCGUUCGCCCGCCGCUCAAUACACCGAGCUGGAGGAGGAUGGUACUGAGGAAGCGCGGAAGCUGUCCCUGUCCAGUGUGGAGCUGGAGGUGGGCCGCAUUACGCCCGGCGUGAAGGAAAAGCUGAACCUAAACUAUGAAGGCUGGUCGAUGAUCGAUACAAAGGAGCGUCGAUCGCCGGAAGGUGGCGAGGAUGUCGUGUCCACCUCGUCCGUGAAUCGAUCAAAGAGUUCGUCGGAGAAAAAGUCGAAGGAUAAGGAGAAAAAGCACAAGAAGAAGAAAUCGAGCAAAGAGAAGGACGAAGGGGGAGGUGGGCGCAGCGGCAGCGACGGGAAGCAUCACCGGAGCAGCAAACGCAAGAGCCACGUGGACGAGUUCCUGAAGGAGAUGCAAUCGAAUGCGGCGUACGGGGAAGCAGUAGACGAAGCGUACGAAGCACUAUGAGAGAUUACUGAACUGCCCCCAAAGUUUCCCUCUUUCGCACCUCGAGUUGCUGCUGUUAAUGGCCCGUCCUGUCCGAUCGCAGAGGGAGAGAGAGAGAGAGCGAGCAAGCCGGACAGUUUCCUUUUUGCGAAUUUAUUACUCUUCUGUUCCAACACCAUAACUGUUAAGCUUCUUACAAUUAACACUAAACUCUCUGUGUGUGUCCCACACAGCAGGUGCUGCUGGCUGGGGGCUGUUUGCUGCCGCCUGCCCGUGCUGGGAAAAGGGGGCGGUUGAAGGAGCAGCAAACGGCUAGCUGGGAAAUGAACUACAAAGUUUACUACAAAUAUAUACAUUCUAUCAUGUUUUAACCAAAAA
Messenger RNA from Anopheles coluzzii, 2388 nucleotides. RefSeq names its product rab-like protein 6. The record is from RefSeq and is a predicted model, not a curated record. Gene Ontology annotation, molecular function: GTPase activity; GTP binding. Gene Ontology annotation, cellular component: nucleus; cytosol. The coding region runs from base 229 to 2031 and encodes 600 amino acids. The transcript has 4 exons. Lineage: Eukaryota; Metazoa; Arthropoda; Insecta; Diptera; Culicidae.